AUGGAGUUCAGCAGCCUCAAGGAGCAGAGGCACCAGGCGCACGAUGCUGCCGAAGCACGCGCAGCAGCAGCUGCGGCUUCGGUAGAUGCCGACGACUCGCCGCGUCAGCCCAGGUCGUCUUCAUCGCGAACGACGCAGAGCACCAGCGGCGCGAGUGGCAGCCGCAGCCGCGACGCCCACCCGGUCGCCGAGUCGCCGUUUGGAAAGGCUAUGACAGAUCCAAACGUGGCUCAGUCGGCUCAGUCCGAACCAGUCCACUCGCAGCCUCUCGAAGAUGGCUCGCUCCCACAGCCUGAUCGCCCCGAGGGCGUUGAGGGCACUCCGGCGAGCGCUGAUGAUCAGGCCGUCGAAACGGAAGAACCGCCCAUGCGGCCACACAAUCUGCUCACGGCGACAGAGAUCCUACAAGGAGCGCCUGGCUCGGCUUCGCCGUUUGCGCCUGCACCGAUCCUGCGUCUGAAUGCGAUUCGCAUCUCUGGAGCCGGACGUGCGCUCCGCCCUAGCUUCCUUGCUUCGCUGUGCCGGCCCUACCUCGACCCGACGCUUUCGACGCAGAACGCAGACGUUUCGCUGCUCAACACGCUCCACUACGGCUCGCGCACCUCGCACGUGCUUCCAGGACAGCCGACGACGCUGGCGUCCAUCCUGGCGCUCACCUCGUCGCUCGCGGGCGAUCUGGACAAGCUCGACGUCUUCCGCAACAUCGAGGCGUCGCUUGCACCUUCGGUAUUUCCCGGCGCAAGCGAGGAGGACGUCGAUGUGAUCCUCGCGUGCGGCCGCCCUAAGGGCCGCGUGUUCCUCAAGUCGUCCACCGACGUCGGCAACGGCGAGGGCUCCGCCUCGGUGCAGGGCCGCAUCCGCAACGUCUUUGGUGGCGCCGAGACGCUGCAGGGCUCGGCGACGUUUGGCACACGCACGCGCCAGGCGUUCAACGUCGAGUUCGGCGCGCCCCUCGCAGGCAACCCCGACAUGUCGUACCGGCUCGCGGCAUUUUCGCACGACCGCGACCUUUCGGCGUUCGCCUCGGUCUCGGAGACCAUUCGCGGCGUGCGCGCCAGCAUCAACUCCAGCUCCACCUCGGAGCCCCAAGGCGUGAUCAACUCUACCGGCGCCGAGGAGGACGAAGGUGUGGCGACGACGCAGCACGAAUUUGCGUACGAGGCGUCGCUGCGCGAGCUCGCCAGGGUCCGACCGUACGCCAGCGUCGCUGUCCGAAAGAUGGCCGCGGCGCCCAGCGUCAAGUCGGCACUCAGCUGGACGUGGCUGCGUGACAGCCGCGACAGUGUGGUGUUGCCAUCACGUGGUAGUAGGAUGCGUACGCUGCUCGAGUACGCCGGCCUCGGUGGCGAUGCCAAACACGUCAAGGCGGAAUUCGAAGCGUCGACCGGUCGACAUUUCUCUCCCCUUGCAUGGCUCUUCCCGUCAAUGGCGUCGUCGGCAGAGGUGCCAACAUCGCUCAUGGGGUCAGCGGCAGUGGGCAAGGAGGAGGGAGAGGUAGUAGGCGAGGUGGCACAGGGGCUGCAUUCGAUCUUUACGACACUCACGCUGCGCACGGGUGUGGUGCACGCCCUCGGCAGCUCGGCAUCACAUCUAUCGGAUCGAUUCCAGCUCGGAGGUCCUACAUCGGUGCGCAUGUUCCGACACUCGUCGCUGGGGCCCAAGAAUGGUCAGGACUCGCUGGGAGGCGAUGCGUUCUGGUCGCUCGGGCUGUCGAUGUUCUCGCCCAUCCCCAACAAGCCGCACUGGCCACUCAUGCUGCAUGCGUUCGCCAAUGCGGGCCAGCUUGCACAGCUGCCCACCGACGCAGUGUCGAGCAGGGUGGGAGCGUGGAAAGAGCUUGCACAGCCCUCGACGGCGGCCGGUGUCGGGCUCGUGUAUACUCAGGGCCAGCUAAGGGUCGAACUCAAUGCCGGCGUCCCGCUCACAGCGCGCAGGGGAGACGGCAUGGCAAAGGGUCUCCAGCUCGGUAUCGGGAUCGACUUUCUUUGA
Moesziomyces antarcticus is the source of this 1989-nucleotide messenger RNA. Its product is annotated as mitochondrial protein. NCBI's taxonomy places the organism in Eukaryota, Fungi, Basidiomycota, Ustilaginomycetes, Ustilaginales, Ustilaginaceae. The record is from RefSeq and is a predicted model, not a curated record. Gene Ontology annotation, cellular component: outer membrane; SAM complex. The transcript has a single exon. The coding region runs from base 1 to 1989 and encodes 662 amino acids. Gene Ontology annotation, biological process: protein insertion into mitochondrial outer membrane.